ACCAUCUUAGUCCAAGAUCAGUGUCUCGUGAAAAGUCGAAGAGUUCGCGCCUACGUAUACCUACGAACGUUGCUCUGUAUCAUUUCCUGUUCUCCGCAUAUUUCGCGGCUCGAGGGUGGUGGGAACGUGUAUGCAUGUUUAUACAACAUGGUGGUCUUUGGCUGGAUGUUUUGCAUUUUUAUCAUUGGUAGUCGAGCGACAGCAAAUAACGGCUUCAAAAGUUAUCCAACGACGGUGAAGACCUUUGAAAAUGACACGGUUCUGCUACCGUGUUACGUCGAAGAUCUUGAUAACGUGCAGACGAGGGUGAGGUGGUGGAGAGACGGUAUCCUUUUGGCUGACAGCGGUGAACCACGACACGAACCACCUGAAAGAGUUAGAAUGUACUCAAACAGAAGCUUGGAGGUUUCCCACGUGAGACGGAACGAUACCGGGGAAUAUGUAUGCCAAGCGUCUCGACCAGCUCCCUGGGGACAUGCCACGCAAGUACACGAGAUCGAAGUAAUGUACCCGCCCAGCGUCCAUCCGAUACCGGAGUCUGGUAAGCUGGAGGUGAAUUUAGGAGAGGAAGUGGACAUGGCCUGUGUGGCAAAAGGUGUUCCAGUCCCCAUCAUAUCCUGGAGGAACAAGGACGGAGAAAUACCAUUUUUGUAUGAUAGAUCACGUCUGCGAUUCCACGCUGAGAGCCCCGCCGAUGCUGGAAGAUACACUUGCGUGGCAAACAACGACGUUGGCGAACCUGCCACGGCCACCAUAGAUCUAUACGUUAGAUACAAGCCUAGGAUCGAGAUGAUGAAAACUUGGUUACACGCACCCGCUGGAAUACGCGUGCAGCUGCAUUGCGGAGUGACUGCCUGGCCAGAAGCAACGGUGGAGUGGUAUUUCAAUAACAGAAGCGUGAAAUAUUCGUCGAGGAUAGUGAAGCACAACGCAGGCAGCGAUCACAGUUUAGUGAUAAGGAACGUCAGGACGACGGAUUACGGUUUCUAUCUCUGCAGAGCUUCUAAUUCCUUGGGAAUCACCGAGGCGGCGGUCGAAUUAUCGGGUAUUGCGAAUCCGGCCGUCUUUAAGAAGACCUCGCACAGCCUCUCGAAGACUUCGUACAAUUUUGUCUGGGAAGUUCACAGUUACAAUCCGAUAGUGCAGUACGAGUUCAGAUUUCGUAAAUACGUGAACGGCGUGCCUGGUCAAUGGCACAAAUUGUACAUACCGAGCGGCAGCGAUGGAAAUAGUUUCAUACAUACAUACUCGUUCAAAUUGACAGGAUUGGAAGAGGCAACACAUUACGAGGCGCUUGUUUUGUCGAAAAAUCGUUACGGCUGGAGUAAGCCGUCGGAAAUAAUACGAUUCGCAACGGAAGGCGCUCCGGACAAAGAUAAUUACAUAACGAACGCGAUACAAGAGGAUAAGAUCGAACCAGCCGUGCAACUCGCAUCGAUGUCGCAACAUUCUCCGUUGGACACUAGCGACAGCAGCGAAUCUUCUUUUGCCCAAGUCAAAGUGAUAACAAUUAUAACAAUGAUAUUUAUAUUAUACAUUUUCAACGUGAAUUUUUGCAAGUUGUGAGAUAUUUAUAUAAAACAUACCAACGUUACAUUAGACUAAGUUUUAUGAGUAAAUUAGGUCGAAAAAGAAGAAAGAGCCGUUAGUUGUGUCCUAUAUUAGGAUAAAAAUUUCAUUGUAAACAUUAAGAUGUUUAAAUUUUAAGAUUGUAAAUAAAUUUCAACAAACAUUAAA
Messenger RNA from Frieseomelitta varia, 1737 nucleotides. Its product is annotated as limbic system-associated membrane protein-like. Gene Ontology annotation, molecular function: protein binding; axon guidance receptor activity. The record is from RefSeq and is a predicted model, not a curated record. The coding region runs from base 148 to 1566 and encodes 472 amino acids. Gene Ontology annotation, biological process: homophilic cell-cell adhesion; synapse organization. Gene Ontology annotation, cellular component: axon; plasma membrane; neuronal cell body. The transcript is spliced from 10 exons. NCBI's taxonomy places the organism in Eukaryota, Metazoa, Arthropoda, Insecta, Hymenoptera, Apidae.